Molecule: messenger RNA, 2075 nt
Organism: Gossypium raimondii (Peruvian cotton)
Lineage: Eukaryota; Viridiplantae; Streptophyta; Magnoliopsida; Malvales; Malvaceae
Product: UPF0051 protein ABCI8, chloroplastic
Exons: 2
Coding region: 139-1797 (552 amino acids)
Biological process (GO): iron-sulfur cluster assembly
Source: RefSeq, a predicted model, not a curated record
GAGAGAGAGAGAGAAGAAAUUAGAUAGAAACCAGAAGCUAGUCAUUUCUAAUUUCACGUUAGUUUUAAUUUCCUUUUAUUUAUUGUUUGUUUGUUUUCUGGUGCUUUCUUUCUCUAUCCUGAAACCACAGCCGUAACCAUGUCUUCCUUGCUAGCCAACGGUAUUUCCAGCUUCUCACCACAGCCUACUUCCGAUUCAACCAAGUUCCUUAAAGGGUUCUUCCCAAAGCUCGAUUCCGUCAAACCCAUAACCCCAAAACUCCAAAGUUCAAGGCUUUUGAAGGUCAGAGCAGAUGUUGGUUUCGAUCCUCAAACCCUCACGUCAGAUCCCAGCUCUUCAUCAGGUAAAUCCUACGAUGACAAAAUCCAGGAAAUUCUUCGAAACCGUGAUUAUGAUAAAAAGUUUGGCUUUACGAUGGAUAUCGAUUCUUUUGCGAUACCCAAAGGGCUUUCUACAGAAACAAUUCGUUUAAUUUCUUCUUUAAAGGAAGAACCUGAUUGGAUGGUGGAGCUUAGGUUGGAUGCUUAUGAGAAAUUUUUGAAAAUGAAAGAACCCAAAUGGUCUGAUAAUCGGUACCCGCCGAUUGAUUUCCAAGAUAUUUGUUAUUACUCUGCGCCCAAAAAGAAGCCAGCUCUGAAUAGCUUAGAUGAGGCUGAUCCUGAACUUCUAAAGUACUUUGAUAGAUUGGGUGUCCCUUUGAAUGAACGUAAUCGAUUGGCUAAUGUCGCCGUUGAUGCGGUUCUUGAUAGUGUUUCAAUUGCUACUACGCAUAGGAAGACCUUAGAAAAGGCUGGGGUCAUUUUUUGUUCGAUCUCCGAGGCAAUUAGAGAGUACCCUGAUUUAGUUAGGAAAUAUUUGGGGAGAGUUGUGCCUAGUGAGGACAACUAUUAUACAGCUUUGAAUUCAGCUGUUUUUAGUGAUGGGUCGUUUUGUUACAUUCCAAAGGAUACGAAAUGCCCGAUGCCAAUUUCGACUUAUUUCCGGAUUAAUGCAUUGGAAACUGGGCAGUUUGAGAGGACUUUGAUUGUUGCUGAUGAGGGAAGCUUUGUGGAGUAUUUAGAAGGAUGUACGGCGCCUUCUUAUGAUAGGAAUCAGCUUCAUGCUGCUGUUGUUGAGUUGUAUUGUGCUAAGGGUGCAGAGAUUAAAUACUCCACUGUACAGAACUGGUAUGCCGGUGAUGAGGAAGGAAAAGGAGGGAUUUAUAAUUUUGUUACUAAGCGUGGACUAUGUGCUGGAGAUCGUUCGAAGAUAUCCUGGACCCAAGUGGAGACGGGGUCUGCUAUUACUUGGAAAUACCCAAGUGUUGUUUUGGAAGGUGAUGAUACGGUGGGCGAGUUUUACUCUGUAGCACUCACAAAUAACUAUCAGCAGGCAGACACGGGUACAAAAAUGAUACACAAAGGGAAGAAUACAAGAAGUAGGAUUAUCUCAAAGGGUAUUUCUGUUGGACAUUCAAGAAACUGUUAUAGGGGGCUUGUUCAGGUUCAAUCAAAGGCAGAGAAUGCUAGAAAUUCAUCACAAUGUGAUUCAAUGCUUAUCGGCGAUAAUGCUGCUGCAAACACCUACCCUUACAUCCAGGUCAAGAAUCCAUCAGCUCGUGUUGAACACGAAGCCAGCACCUCCAAAAUUGGUGAAGAUCAGUUAUUUUACUUUCAGCAGAGGGGAAUUGAUUAUGAGAAGGCCAUGGCUGCCAUGAUUUCUGGAUUUUGCCGUGACGUUUUCAAUGAGCUUCCUGAUGAAUUCGGUGCUGAGGUGAACCAACUCAUGAGUCUGAAGCUCGAGGGAUCCGUGGGUUAAGUAUGAUGAAGGUUUUAUUCAAUCGAGGCCAUGUUGGACAAUGAAAUAAUUUUGUCAAUGAAAUCAAUAACGUUCAAGCUCUUAGCAUCUUUUUACAAAUGACUAGUUAGCUGUAAUGUACUUUGCUGUUCCCGAAGUGCUGUUUAGUGUAUUUCCUGGAAUAUACCUCUGUGUAUAUAUUUGAUCUCUUAAACCCUGAAAAACUGUGUUACAUACAUUUUAGUAGUCCAUUAUGUGUAUUGCCGCGGAGAGGAAUAAGAUCAAUAAGUUUAUGUCAA